CCUUGAGGCUUUUGAAGUCAGAGUCAAAGAGGAGUGAGGAGAUGCCAGGGAUGGCGUUCAAGUGAAAGAAGAAGAAAGGAAAUUAAGCAACAUUUAGCUUCUCUGCGCGACAGCCACAGUCAUGGCGAGCCUUCCUCAAGAACCUACCCAAGAUGCCACCAAAACCAGCUUCUGGAUGCCUGGUAAUUACGUCCCGACGGUACGCAGAACCCAACAGUCGUACGGGGCUUGCAACGACAUCGUAGCCUGCUUCGCGGAGAGAGCCAGGGUCGAAAAAGCGUACGCCCAGCAGCUCAGCCAAUGGAGCAACAGAUGGAAGGCCAUUGUGGAUACUCGGCCGCUCUACGGCUCCCUGAUGACGGCCUGGCAGAGCUUCUUCACCUCCACCGAGCGCCUGGCCGCCCUGCACUCGUCCAUCUCACAGUCUCUCGUGGCCGAGGAAGGGGUCCGAGUCAAGACCUGGCAGAGGGAGAGCUUCCCUAAAAAACUCUUCUGCGGCUUCCGGGAAAGCUACGACACCAACGCUAGUUUCUCACGAGCGCAGAAACCGUGGAACCAAAAGCUGAGUAAGCUGGAGAAGGCCCGGGCCGUGUACCACAAGUGCUGUCAGAAGGAACAGAACGCCAUGGACAAAGAGAAACAGGCCAACGAGCAGGAAAACUUGAGUCCGGAGAAAAAGCAGAAAGUGACGGAGGCCAGAGAGGUGGCCACGGAUGCUAAAGAAAAGGCUCGGGAGCGCUACGAGAAACACCUGGAAGACGUGACUAGCUACACGCCGCGCUACAUGGAGGAAAUGGAGGUGGUUUUUGAGCAAUCGCAGGAGGAGGAGAGGAAACGCAUUAGCUUCUUAAAGCAGGCCUUUCUAUCCAUCCACAGACACUUGGAUGUCACCAACAACGAAAGCGUAAAGGAAGUGUACAAUGAACUUCACCAAACUCUGAUGGCCAUCAACGAGCAGGAGGACCUCAAAUGGUGGAAGAACAAUCAUGGACCAGGCAUGCUCACCAAUUGGCCAAAGAUACAGGAGUGGGUUCCACCUGUGAAAAAGCUGAAACGGAAGAAAAGAGAACAGAAAGGCAAAGAAGGCCGCCCAGUGAUGAUCGGAGGCGUGAAGGUACGAGCUCUGUACGACUACACGGGGGAGGAGGGGGAUGAGCUUUCCUUCAAAGCAGGUGACACUGAAAAAUACAAAGAUGUACAAGUAGUGCUGGAUGAUAUGAGUGUAUAUCGCCGAAACACCUCCGUGAAGUUGGCCCCUCAUCAGAUGCAAAUUUAGGGCUGUCAAACGAUUAAAAUUUUUAAUAGAGUUAAUCACAGCUUAAAAAUUAAUUAAUCGUAAUUAAUCGCAAUUCAAACCAUCUCUAAAAUAUGCCAUACUUUUCUUUAAAUUAUUGUUGGAAUGGAAAGAUAAAACACAAGACGGACAUAAACAUUCAACAUAUUGUACAUAAGUACUGUAUCUGUUUAUUAUAACAAUAAAUCCACAAGAUGGCAUUAACAUUAUUAAUAUUCUUCAUGUUAAAGGGAUCCAUGGAUGGAAAGACUUGUAGUUCUUAAAAGAUAAAUUUGAGUACAAGUUAUAGUAAUUUUAUAUUAAAACCCCUCUUAAUGCUUUCGUUUUAAUAACAUUUGUAAAAUUUUCAAUCAAAAAUAUAAACCAAUAGCUCGCCAUUGUUGACGUCGCCUUAGCAGUGACGUCACAUCGGGCUCGCUGCCGUUCUUCCACAGUGUCUUUAACAACGUAAGGUAGGGAUUGAAAUACACCACAAGGUGUCAAUGGCGAGUUUUAAAUUAAUUAGGGAUCUAGCCAAGGCAAAGUCUGAGUAAGUUUUAUG
Molecule: messenger RNA, 1835 nt
Organism: Corythoichthys intestinalis (scribbled pipefish)
Lineage: Eukaryota; Metazoa; Chordata; Actinopteri; Syngnathiformes; Syngnathidae
Product: protein kinase C and casein kinase substrate in neurons protein 3-like
Exons: 9
Coding region: 122-1276 (384 amino acids)
Biological process (GO): regulation of endocytosis; plasma membrane tubulation; cytoskeleton organization
Cellular component (GO): endosome; cytoplasm; plasma membrane
Molecular function (GO): phospholipid binding; protein binding
Source: RefSeq, a predicted model, not a curated record